UCUCAUACCAAAAGUAGUCUUUUUGAGCGUUACAAUUAUUAAAAAUUCUACAUAUACUAAUAUAUUUUGAAGGAAGGAAAAAAAUAUAUAAUAUUCAUAUUUGCAUCGAAAUUCAAUCGCUCCAGCUUUUAUUCACACACCACUCUUCGAGUCUUCGUGCCUUCUUCAUCUUCAUUGGCACUUCUUCAUUCACACACACACACACACCUAAUUGCUAAGAACUAUAAACGAUUAGCAUGGAUUAUUCACAUAAUAUAUCAUGGAAACAGAAGAUUCAAGUGGAAACUGCAUUUGAAUCUGUUCGAGUUCAGGGCUCAAGGAGUUCGGUAAAAACGGAGGGAAGCGAAAGGCGGCGUUGGCCGUCGUGGAAGAACCUCAAACGGCGGCUUGGAUGGAAGCGAAUCAAUAUCAUGGGGAUUUGCGGGACAUCUAACUGGGUUCUCCAUACCAAUUCCGAAGAAGAACCAUUGAUGAGCUCUGCGGAUCAAUCUCCGGCUGCUUUGGAAACGAUAAACCCACCGACGGGAUCUAUCAUCGGUCAGGUUCCGGCAGGUGGUGGCACGACCAUGAACCUUGCAACGGCAUUGGCGGCAGAUCGUCGGCAAUUAAACGUGGGACCCACAGAUGGAUUGAAGACGACGAAGCCAUUGAAAUCGAUAGUGAGACUGUUUGAAGGAAUGGACGGCAGCAAGGUUGUUAAGGUAGCGGAGAAUGACGCCGAUGACAACGGCAGCGGCGCGAGAGGGAUUGGUAGCAUGUGCUGCUUGUGCACAGAGAGAAACAAAGGUGCGGCGUUAAUCCCCUGUGGGCACACCUACUGUAGGGUGUGUUCCAGAGCGAUGUGGUCGAAGCAAGGGUCGUGUCCUCUUUGUAACCGUUCGAUUACGGAGAUCCUCGAAAUUUUCUAAAAGUCUGCUGUUUUUGAAAAAAAGAAAAUGGAGAAAAAGAAUUAAGAGGGUGGAAAGUGUCAAUUAGACAAUAUUGAGUGGGAUUAUGCAGCAAUCAUGUAAUAAUUCCCACUGGAUCCCUUUCAAUAAUCCGUACAUAUUUGAGGUGAAAAGUGAUUUGCUCAACUCAUUUUACGGUAAAAAUCGGACUUUUGCUACAUAUUUUAUAUUUUUCAGAUGAAAUAUUAAAAAAAAUGUUGUUCCAUAUACUCA
Messenger RNA from Lactuca sativa (garden lettuce), 1160 nucleotides. RefSeq lists its product as uncharacterized. The record is from RefSeq and is a predicted model, not a curated record. NCBI's taxonomy places the organism in Eukaryota, Viridiplantae, Streptophyta, Magnoliopsida, Asterales, Asteraceae.